UCAUUAACCAGAAAAAUACUCUGUAAUGCAAGCGGCAAAGCAACAUUUACUGUGAAAUCAAACCAUCAAACCAGAGAAACUGUUUUUAAAGAAGCAAGAAACUCUGUUUCUUCUUCGUUUCUUAAAAAUUUGCAGAGAUUACGUAUUGCUGUUUGACUUGUUUGCGAAAAUGAGAGGAGAUGUGAUUCUCCUGAUAGUUUCGUGUUUAGCGAUCGGGAUUCUAGCGAGGACGUCGUUUGGAGCCACUGUGACGUACGAUCAACGAGCCUUGGUGAUCGAUGGCAAGCGCAGAGUCUUGAUUUCCGGUUCUAUUCAUUAUCCUCGUAGUACGCCCGAGAUGUGGGCGGACCUAAUACAGAAAUCGAAGGACGGAGGACUCGAUGUGAUUGAGACGUACGUGUUUUGGAAUAUACACGAGCCAGUGAGGAACCAGUACAAUUUUGAAGGAAGAAACGACUUGGUUAAAUUCGUGAAAUUAGUGGCAGAGGCUGGUCUUUAUGUUCAUCUACGGAUUGGUCCAUAUGUAUGCGCAGAAUGGAAUUACGGCGGUUUUCCUCUUUGGUUGCAUUUUAUGCCUGGAAUUGAGUUUCGAACUGAUAAUGGGCCGUUCAAGGCAGAGAUGCAGCGAUUCACAACGAAGAUCGUGGGUAUGAUGAAGGACGAAAAACUUUAUGCCUCACAAGGAGGACCCAUCAUCUUAUCACAGAUUGAAAAUGAGUACGGAAAUAUUGAUUCUUCUUAUGGGGCCGCGGGUAAAACCUAUAUGAAAUGGGCUGCAAAUAUGGCUAUAUCUUUGGAUACUGGAGUACCCUGGGUUAUGUGCCAGCAAAGAGAUGCUCCUGAUCCCAUUAUCAACACUUGCAAUGGGUUCUACUGCGAUCAAUUUACUCCAAAUUCAAAGACAAAGCCCAUGAUGUGGACUGAGAAUUGGAGCGGAUGGUUUCUUUCCUUCGGUGGCCGUGUACCCUACAGACCUGUGGAAGAUCUUGCUUUUGCCGUAGCACGAUUUUACCAGCGGGGAGGAACUUUCCAAAACUAUUAUAUGUACCAUGGAGGGACGAACUUUGGCCGGACUACUGGAGGACCUUUUAUCAGUACUAGUUAUGACUAUGAUGCUCCCAUUGAUGAGUAUGGACUUAUCAGACAACCUAAGUGGGGUCAACUAAAAGAGUUGCACAAGGCCAUAAAGCUUUGUGAAAGUGCACUGGUGGCAACUGCUCCAACAAUUACAUCUUUGGGUCAAAAUUUAGAGGCUGCUGUGUAUAAAACAGGAUCAAUAUGUGCAGCUUUUCUAGCAAAUGUUGGCACCCAGUCUGAUGCAAAUGUGACUUUCAAUGGCAAUUCAUAUUUUGUACCUGCGUGGUCUGUUAGCAUCUUACCGGACUGCAAGAGUGUGGUUCUUAACACUGCAAAGAUAAACUCUGUGACUGAGAUUCCAAGGUUUACGCUUCAGUCUCUUAAUAUUGAUGCUGAUUCACCUGAGACAUUAGGUUCACAGUGGAGUUGGAUUAAUGAACCAGUAGGUAUUUCUAGAAAAGAUGCCUUUUCGAAACCUGGGUUAUUAGAGCAGAUAAAUACAACAGCUGAUAAAAGUGACUACUUAUGGUACUCAAUAAGCACUGAUAUCAAAAGUGAUGAGCCUUUACUUAAAGAUGAAUCUCAUACAGUUCUUCAUGUUGAAUCCCUUGGGCAUGCCCUUCAUGCUUUUAUAAACGGGAAGCUUGCAGGGAGUGGAACAGGAAGCAGUAACAAUGCUAAGGUUUCAGUGAAGAUUCCUGUUACUCUUCAACCGGGGAAGAAUACCAUAGAUCUUCUGAGUUUGACUGUGGGACUUCAGAAUUAUGGAGCAUUCUUUGACAAAGUGGGAGCAGGGAUCACUGGUCCAGUAAAGCUGGAAGGAAGCAAUGGUGCCUCUAUUGACCUCUCUUCACAGCAGUGGACAUAUCAGGUUGGAUUAAAAGGGGAAGAAUUAGGUCUGUCUACUGGAAGUUCUUCGGGGUGGGUUUCUCAACCUACCUUGCCUGUAAAGCAGCCUUUAAUAUGGUACAAGACAAAAUUUGAUGCCCCUGCUGGAAGUUCCCCCGUUGCACUGGACUUCACUGGAAUGGGAAAAGGUGAGGCAUGGGUGAAUGGACAAAGUAUUGGUCGUUAUUGGCCAACAAAUAUUGCACCAGGCAGUGGUUGCACCGAUUCUUGUAAUUACAGAGGUUCUUAUAGUUCAAACAAAUGCCUCAAGAACUGUGGGAAACCAUCUCAGUCACUGUAUCACGUACCUCGGUCGUGGUUGCAAGCAAGUGGAAAUACUCUUGUAUUGUUUGAGGAAAUUGGUGGGAAUCCGUCGGAGAUACAAAUUGCUACACGACAAACUGAAAGUUUAUGUUCAUAUAUUUCAGAAUCUCAUCCCUCACCUGUAGAUAUGUGGAAUUCAGAUUCAGAAAAAGCAAGAAAAUCAGGUCCCAUGCUGUUACUAGAAUGCCCUUCUCCUAGUCAGGUGAUUUCUUCAAUUAAAUUUGCAAGUUUUGGCACUCCUCGGGGGACUUGCGGAAGUUUUAAACAUAGCAAGUGUAAUAGUUCCCACGCUCAUUCAAUUGUGCAGAAGGCCUGUCUAGGAUCAAGGAGUUGUAGCAUUAGCGUUUCAACCGACGUAUUUGGUAAUCCAUGUAGAGGAGUGCUGAAGAGUUUGGCAGUAGAAGCUUCCUGUACAUGAAGAGUCACAGCGCCUACAUGGGAUGCAACUGGGAGUCAAGCAUUACGCCCUGUUAAGUGUCUAACCAAAUAAAAAGUUUAUUUUUCAAUGUUUGAAAUAAUUGUAAAAUAGAUGCUUACCAGAAAAAAACAAAAAGAAAAGGAAAGAGAAAGGCAGGCAUCCCUAUGAUAAACAGUAUGCAUAUUCAUUCAGAAAAAGAAAAAAAAAAUGGUUGGCUCUGGAAAGAGCUUUCAUAAAUUGAACGGAUUUUCGGUCUCUUACAGGGAAGAGACAGAGAAAAUAAUUCGUUAUAAUAUCCGAAAA
This is a messenger RNA of Carica papaya (papaya), 3010 nucleotides long. It is a transcript of the gene BGAL8, whose product is annotated as beta-galactosidase 8. NCBI's taxonomy places the organism in Eukaryota, Viridiplantae, Streptophyta, Magnoliopsida, Brassicales, Caricaceae. The record is from RefSeq and is a predicted model, not a curated record. Gene Ontology annotation, molecular function: carbohydrate binding; hydrolase activity, hydrolyzing O-glycosyl compounds. Gene Ontology annotation, biological process: carbohydrate metabolic process.